ACACCGGAAAUCAUGGAGCCGGGCAAGAUGGCGUCCCCCAAGAGCACACCAAAAGACGCACAGGUGAUGGCCCAAAUCUUGAAGGAUAUGGGGAUCACAGAGUACGAACCAAGGGUCAUCAACCAAAUGCUGGAGUUCGCCUUCCGUUACGUCACCACGAUUUUGGACGAUGCCAAGAUUUAUUCGAGCCACGCCAAGAAACCAGCCGUGGAUGCUGAUGAUGUGCGGCUGGCCAUCCAAUGCCGGGCCGACCAGUCGUUCACGGCGCCACCGCCGAGGGACUUCCUGUUAGACAUAGCCCGGCAGAAGAACCAGACCCCACUGCCGCUGAUCAAGCCCUACUCGGGCCCUCGACUCCCGCCAGACCGCUACUGCUUAACGGCACCCAACUACCGGCUGAAGUCCCUGCCCAAAAAAGUGCCCUCCGCGGCGGGCAGAAUCACCGUGCCCCGACUCAGCGUGGGCGCCGUCAGCAGCAGACCCGGCACCCCGACCCUAGGCGCGCCCUCUUCAGCGCCUGCAGUGGCCGUGGCCGCUGAUGUCGCGACCCCGCUGUCCCUGGCCGGGCAGAGGUUCACCGUGCAGAUCCCGGCCUCCCAGAGCCCCGCGGUCAAGGCCGCGAUGCCCGCGGCGCCCUCGGUGCAGAAUGUUCUGAUCAACCCCUCCCUCAUCGGGUCCAAGAAUAUCCUCAUCACCACCAACAUGGUGUCAUCUUCGUCGUCGUCUUCUUCGUCGUCGUCGUCCUCCUCCUCCUCAUCGUCGCAGAGCACCCCUGCUGAGUCCUCGAAUUCAUUGAAAAGGAAACACGAAGAUGAUGACGACUAUGACAAUUUGUAAAGGACAGAAGCCGACCUGGUGUCUUGUCAAAGGCUAAACAUCUCCAGUUCCUUCAAUUAUCCUCAUAUGACAUAGACUCAAGACCCUUCACCGACAUGCUUGCUCUUUGGAAGAUCUCCUGCUUAUCAAUACCCUUCCUAAACUGUGGUGCCAUGGAGGAAUCAGCUUCCAGCAGAAUUCUUGACAUUAUUGAUGCUCCCCGAAAUGUUGUUUCCUUUGAAAAAUAAGUAUUUCAUUUUUUUUUGCUUAUUUGAAAAAAUAAGCAUUCCUCUUCUCAGAACUAGAUCACUAUCUGGCUAAUGCCAGUCAUGAACCUCAUCCAAAUGAAUGUCUUCAAAUAGCAUUUUUCACAGAUAACCACAUCAUGUUCUGGGUAGAGUAAAAUUAAUACAAAAUUAUAGCAGCCCAGUUUUGAGAGAAAUGCUUUGUGGUGGUAUGGAGAUGAUCCUUGUUUGUUUGGGGGUUUUUGUUGUUGUUUUUGUUUUUUUACCUCUUCUGUCUUGAUUCC
Molecule: messenger RNA, 1345 nt
Organism: Gracilinanus agilis (Agile Gracile Mouse Opossum)
Lineage: Eukaryota; Metazoa; Chordata; Mammalia; Didelphimorphia; Didelphidae
Gene: TAF9
Product: TATA-box binding protein associated factor 9
Exons: 2
Coding region: 13-837 (274 amino acids)
Biological process (GO): DNA-templated transcription initiation; RNA polymerase II preinitiation complex assembly
Cellular component (GO): SAGA complex; transcription factor TFIID complex
Molecular function (GO): RNA polymerase II general transcription initiation factor activity; transcription coactivator activity; protein heterodimerization activity
Source: RefSeq, a predicted model, not a curated record